UAAAUUUGCAUGCAAGUGGUUGGGCUCUUUCAUCUGAUAGAAGAAGUAUUGUGUUUGGCAGUGAUAGUCAAACUGUCAUUAAAGGUGACGUAAAGGCUACACAAAAUAAGAAUAUCCUGGAUAAUAUUCUCCCAGAUCUUCACAUAAAACUUUUUAACGAAUAUUUAAAAAUAGAAGAAUCUUCUAGAGCCAGAUUACAAAAAACCUUUGAUUUUCAAGGUAUUAUUCGGUUAUGGCCAAUUCCAGCAAACAAAAAUGCGGAAAUUUCAAAAUACGGAUUAAAAGUGAUUCAACUUGCAUCUGAAAAAGGUUGUAAGAUAUUUUGGUCACCGAUUAAUGGUGGUACGUACGUUAACUUCAAAGAAUGUAUCUUUAUAACCAAAAAGACACCACCAACGGAAAUACACACGGCUAUUAUUAAUUUGCUUCAUGAACAAGAUCGACCUACAGUUUUAAUGGAAGAUAAACACUUGGAAGAAUUAGAAGAUCUAAAACCUCAAAAGGCUGAUCCUCAGUUUAUUAGGAGUAUUUUGAAAAAUGAAGAAUUCGUGUCAAAUAUACGAGAGGAAUACCUUUUUGUCUUAUUGAAAUAUAUCCUUGAAGAUAAAAAAUAUAAUGAUCUUGAAAAUAUUCCCCUAGUUCCAUUGUUUAAUAAUAAAUUCGGAAAAUUUGAUAAAAGUAAAACAUAUUACAUUGCUUCAAAAGAACAAUUUAAAUUAUUCCCUAAUGCUGGUCCACGUUACUUUAUUCCAAUAGAAUUAUUAAAGUCACAAAAAUUGUUACCAAAUUUUACUGAUGAAGAUUUUC
This is a messenger RNA of Dentiscutata heterogama, 807 nucleotides long. The record is from the annotation of a GenBank genome assembly. Lineage: Eukaryota; Fungi; Glomeromycota; Glomeromycetes; Diversisporales; Gigasporaceae.